Molecule: messenger RNA, 2134 nt
Organism: Trachemys scripta elegans
Lineage: Eukaryota; Metazoa; Chordata; Testudines; Emydidae
Gene: LRRC57
Product: leucine rich repeat containing 57
Exons: 6
Coding region: 224-940 (238 amino acids)
Molecular function (GO): protein binding
Source: RefSeq, a predicted model, not a curated record
UGGUUUCCGGUUCCGGGGCUGGCGCGGGUGGGUGACUUCGCACCCCCAGCUGGAGCCAGAGCUGGUCCGCGGGUGGGUGGAGACUCGCGAUGGGGAGUUAGAGCCGCGGCUGGAGAAAGGGCGGAAAAUUGGGUUCAUGUAAUCCAGUGCAUCGUGAUUGAGAGAGACUGGACUGGGUUUGUGCCUUAAACAAAAUCUGUAUACUUGACACAAGACCAGCAAGAUGGGAAAUAGUGCCUUAAAAGCUCACUUGGAGACAGCCCAGAAAACAGGCGUGUUCCAGCUAACUGGAAAGGGUCUCUCUGAGUUUCCUGAAGACCUGCAGAAGCUAGCCAGCAACUUAAGGACAAUAGAUUUGUCAAACAACAAAAUUGAGAUCCUGCCACCACUGAUGGGAAAGUUUUCUGUUCUGAAGAGUCUUGCUUUAAACAACAACAAACUGACUGCUCUACCUGAGGAGCUGUGUAAGCUGAAAAAACUUGAGACCUUGCAUCUGAAUGGCAACCAUCUGACGCAGCUGCCUGCCACCUUUGGACAACUCUUGGCUCUCAAGACCCUGAGCCUUUCUGGAAACCAGCUUCGGACUGUGCCCACCCAACUCUGCAGUCUUCGUCACCUAGAUGUGGUGGAUCUCUCAAGAAACCAGAUCCAGAGCGUACCAGACACAGUAGGGGACCUGCAGGCCAUUGAACUCAAUUUGAAUCAGAACCAGAUUUCCCAGAUCUCAGUGCAGAUCUCUCACUGUCCACGCCUCAAAGUCCUGCGUUUGGAAGAGAACUGUCUAGACCUCAGCAUGCUUCCUCAGAGCAUACUCAGUGAUUCCCAGAUCUCAUUGCUUGCAGUGGAGGGUAAUCUCUUUGAAAUCAAGAACCUCAGAGAACUGGAGGGCUAUGACAAGUACAUGGAGCGGUUCACAGCCACCAAGAAGAAGUUUACAUGAUAGACUGCUGUUCUGAGUCUGUAUCAUUGGACGUAAAAGAUAGUGACCAAAGCAGCAUAAUCAGCAGCACUGUCUGCUUGGAAUGACAAUUUAAACCAAGAUUGAAAGUUUUGGGCUUGAUGAUGGCGAUGAAGAAACUGACUAUUCGUUUCAUAAGUCUGCUAUGUUGCUGCCACUACCACUUCAAAUAAAAAUCUGACAUUGGGAAAUUGCAGCCUAGGCAUUGAACUGUUAAAUUUGGCUAGAAACUGCUUAUACUUCUGGCUAGCUUCCUUGCUUCAUUUUAUUCUCCCUUUUCAGGAUGACUUAUGUGGGAGAAAGGGAUAUAUAAUCCUCAGUAGUUGAUGAGGUAGAGGACAUAAGCUUUUUUCACAACAGAUGCUACUGCAUCCUUAUAAAGGGAAGUUGACUAUUGUUUAGAGUGGGUUACUUGCAUCUAACAUGUUUGCCUGGUAGUGUACUGCAGUUCUGCUACCACAAUAAUUCCAAAAUAUUAAGUUAUACUACUUCCUGUAAAUGUCCUCUAGCAUGGAGGUUAACUUUCACAUAGAUCUGUUGUAAUACUAAAAAUUGUGUACACUUCAUAAAGCACAAAUAGUUAAAUGAGCUCACAUGGUUAAUUUAUCUUGUCUAUUUUAUAUUAACUGCUUUAGGAAUCAAAGCUUGUUUCUGUCAUCUUUUCUCUUACCAGUUGUAUCAAUUCACAGUACAAUUUACAGGAUGUCUUCUAGUUGAUGGAGAAAUGCACUAUUCCCUUCUGCUUGAACAUACUGCUAUUUAAUGGACUACUUGACAGGUUUUUUCUCUGUCUUCAGUAAAAUGUAGUUUGCUGGAAAAACUGUUAUCCUUGCACUGAUGAGUCCUCACAUCUGCAGAGCCACAUCUAAAACUUUUUCACCUUAUUACAGCUGCCUUACUACCAAAAGCACCCAGCAAGAGCUAAAAAUGUAUGCAAUUAUGUAACAGGUACUAAAAUCAAUUAAUUGUAAUAGAUUUAACUUGUGUAUUUAUUUUACUAAAACACUUUAAAACUGUAGUUUAAAUGUGUCAAUUCUAACCAUAUUUCUGCCACUUCAAUGUGAUUGUAUUAAGCUUACCUAAAAGGUUUAUUUUACCAAUCUAUAUUAGAUUUUUUUGUAUAAAACUACUUGUGACAAUCUUAAAAAUAAAGACACUACUUUUGAAGAGAGAAAA